UUUCCGGCUGUUGUUGACAACUACAUAACCUCUUGCUCACAUGGAUAAUUUAGAAAUGAACGAAUUUUCAAAAUUAGCAUUACUUCAAGUCGUUAAAACGGCUUUAGACAGCUUAGAUAGUUCAUCAGAUGAAGAAGAUCUGGAAACGCUACAAAAAUCAAUGUUUAGUUCGUCAUCGAGCAGCGAGGAUGAUUUAGAACAAGUCAGAAAGGCCGCUGGAGCCGCGUUACUUGGCGAAUUGAGAGGUCCACAGAUAAAGAGGCCCCGUAUUGAGGGCUUUGUUGAAAAUACAAUUCCCAGAUACUCUCCUGAGGAGUUUAAGUCCCAUUUCAGAUUAUAUCCUGCAACAUUUGAGUAUGUGUUAGAGCUUCUGGAGCCCCGUCUGAGUAGGCAGGGACAAACAGGGCGGCCCCAGACACCAGCUCGGACUCAGCUACUGAUGGCCUUGUGGAUGAUGGCCACUCCAGAUUGCUACAGAUCUGUUAGCACAAAGUUUAAUAUCGGGAAGGCUACCAGCAUCCGCGUUAUGCGCAGAGUGGCAAAGGCCCUUCACGAAAUUGCGCCUCGCUUUAUCCAGUGGCCACAGGGUGAACGGGCGGCUGAGGUCAUGUCAGCUUUUGAGCGUAACAGUGCUUUCCCAGGUGUGAUAGGAGCCAUUGAUGGGACGCAUGUUGAGAUCCUGAAUCCGCCUGAUGAUGUUCACCAAGCGUAUGUGAACAGGAAGGGUUAUCCUUCAAUCCAACUGCAGGCUGUUUGUACUCAUGAUUUAAUAUUUACGAGUGUUUAUGCUGGUCAUGCAGGGUCAGUGCAUGAUGCGAGAGUGUUCAGACUCUCUCCAGUGGCUCAAUUUGUGGGGAAUCCUAAUAUUUACUUUCCCAAUGACUCUCACAUUGUUGGAGAUGCGGCAUACGGUAUUCACCCUCACAUUAUGGUGCCAUUCAAAGAUAACCAUCAUUUGUCAGCCAGACAAAAAAAUUUCAACUAUUGUUUGUCAUCAGCUAGAGUUUCAAUUGAAAGGGCAUUUGGUCUUUGGAAGGCAAGGUGGAGGAGUGUCCUUGAUUGUUUGCCUAUGGUCAAGAUUGAAAAAAUACCCGAGUAUUUAGUGGCUACGAUGGUUCUCCACAAUAUAUGUGUCAUGAGGGAUGAUAUGGUAGAAUUUGAGCCUCUACCAUUUGAAGGUAAUCGUGGCAUCUUAGUUGCUGGUCAUGCGAUUGAAGGUGGAUUGAAAAGACAGCGGCUAAUGAAUACCCUUAUCAUGAGAGAUAACUGAAUGCAGGUAUCAUGAUGUGAAAUAUGGGGUGCUUAUAAUUGUAUUAAGUUUAUUAGUAAUUCAAAAAAAAAUUACUUUACAAAACAUGAAAUAUAAAAAGUUUGUCUAGAAACGCUU
Thrips palmi is the source of this 1387-nucleotide messenger RNA. Its product is annotated as protein ANTAGONIST OF LIKE HETEROCHROMATIN PROTEIN 1-like. The coding region runs from base 41 to 1270 and encodes 409 amino acids. The transcript is spliced from 4 exons. NCBI's taxonomy places the organism in Eukaryota, Metazoa, Arthropoda, Insecta, Thysanoptera, Thripidae. The record is from RefSeq and is a predicted model, not a curated record.